AUGGAGGGUCGAACCUCAGACCGUGUGGCUUCUCCUACUCACUUUCGGCCGAGUUGCGUGGGGUUUAGCACCAGUCGUCCCGGCGCGGUUUGGCCCAGCGAUUAUAGCAUGCAUAGCGUCGCACUUGUGGUUCGUGGAAAACAGCCAUCUUUGUGCAAAAUUCGCACUGUGUGCCAGUGUUUGCUAGAUUGCCCCGGAACGCGUAAAUUACAAUAUUUUUUUGAGUAACAAAAGCACUUGCCGGG
Marchantia polymorpha subsp. ruderalis is the source of this 245-nucleotide messenger RNA. Lineage: Eukaryota; Viridiplantae; Streptophyta; Marchantiopsida; Marchantiales; Marchantiaceae. The record is from the annotation of a GenBank genome assembly.